GGCUCCUCUUCCUGCCGGCAUCUGGGAGCCCCGCGACCUGCAUCCCUAGAGUGCCCAGAAUCCAAGUUCCCAGAGCCACCGCCUGCGACCCGAAAUCCCCACAACCUCCUGAUCUUGCGCCCCGGAGACUGCGGCUUCGGAGUCCUGCGCCGUGGAGCCCCCGCAACCCCAGAAUCCUGCGCCUCACGUCCCCACAUCCCCUGCGUCCCCGCGCGCUCCCCGCAGCCUUGGUGGCGGCCGUCAGACUACGCGGACAGCGCCGCCGUCCUUCGCCCGACCCGCGCCAUGGCCGCCCCCGACCUGUCCACUAACCUCCAGGAGGAGGCCACCUGUGCCAUCUGCCUCGACUACUUCACUGACCCAGUGAUGACGGACUGCGGUCACAACUUCUGCCGCGAGUGCAUCCGGCGCUGCUGGGGCCAGCCUGAGGGCCCAUACGCGUGUCCCGAGUGCCGCGAGCUGUCCCCACAAAGGAACCUGAGGCCCAACCGCCCGCUCGCCAAGAUGGCCGAGAUGGCGCGGCUCCUGCACCCGCCGUCGCCCGUCCCGCAGGGCGUGUGCGCCGCGCACCGCGAGCCACUGGCAGCUUUCUGCGGCGAGGAGCUACGCCUUCUGUGCGCGGCCUGUGAGCGCUCUGGGGAACACUGGACACACCGCGUGCGCCCGCUACAGGACGCCGCGGACGAUCUCAAGGCAAAGCUGGAAAAGUCACUGGAGCACCUUCGGAAGCAAAUGGAAGAUGCACUGCUUUUCCAAGCCCAAGCUGAUGAGACCUGCGCUUUGUGGCAGAAGAUGGUAGAGAGCCAGCGGCAGAACAUGCUGGGUGAGUUCGAGCGUCUGCGCCGUCUGCUGGCUGAGGAAGAGCGGAGGCUGCUACAGAAGCUGGAGGAGGAAGAGCUAGAGGUGUUGCCCCGGCUGCGGGAGGGUGCAGCCCGCCUGGGCCAGCAGAGCGCCCACCUGGCUGAGCUCAUCACUGAACUUGAGGGCCGCUGCCAGCUGCCUGCACUGGGGCUGCUGCAGGACAUCAAGGAUGCCCUGCACAGGAUCCAGGAUGUGAAACUGCAGCCACCAGAAGUGGUACCCAUGGAGCUGAGGACUGUGUGCAGGGUUCCAGGGCUGGUGGAGACUCUGCAGAGGUUUCGAGGGGAUGUGACCCUGGACCCAGACACUGCCAAUCCUGAGCUGAUCCUGUCCGAAGACCGGAGGAGUGUACAGAGGAGUGACCUGCGCCAGGCCCUGCCUGACAGCCCAGAGCGCUUUGACCCUGGCCCCUGUGUGCUGGGCCAGGAACGCUUUAGUUCCGGGCGCCACUAUUGGGAGGUGGAGGUCGGGGACCGCACCAGCUGGGCCCUGGGUGUGUGCAGGGAGGACGUCAACAGAAAGGAGAAGGGGGAGCUGUGCACUGGCAACGGCUUCUGGAUCCUGGUCUUCCUAGGGAGCUAUUACAACUCCCCGGAGCGGGGCUUCUCCCCACUGCGGGACCCACCAAGGCGUGUGGGGAUCUUUCUGGACUAUGAAGCAGGACACCUGUCCUUCUACAGUGCCACUGAUGGGUCACUGCUCUUCAUCUUCCCCGAGACCCCUUUCUCAGGGACGCUGCGGCCCCUCUUCUCACCUCUGUCAAGCAGCCCAAUCCCUAUGACCAUUUGCCAGUCGAAAGGAGGGCUUGGGGAUGCCCUGGCUCCCCAAUGACUAGAACCCCCUUUGAGGAGUCCCUUUACUUCUCUGGCCUCUUCUCCUGGCUUCUGGCCAUUUUGGUCAUUUGGAGGACUUAGGAGGAGGGAAUGUGUCCUUUGAGCCUCCGGAGGAAUGCACAGUGCCUUUCUGAAUGUGCAUGGGAAAACCUGAAUUCCAGCACUCCAGUAAACUGUGUGGGAAGCUCUGUGGUCUCAGGCUCUGGCUUGAGGUUCCAGGAGCUUUGCAAGCCCUAUGGGGAACAUUCAGUAUCUAGGGCCUGCCCAGGCUCUGCUAUCCUGGCAAUCUUGAGCUACAGCCUGGCCAGUCACCAGGAAGCCUCAUGCUCUCACCUCCAUGAAGUUGCUGAGACAGCUCCAAGUCCACUUACGGUCUCAUGAAAGAAAAAGGCUGGUAAGAGCCUGGCACCGCCCUGGAUGUGGUCACUUCAAAAGAAUAGGAGACAGCAGUCAGUCUUGCAUAGGGGAACUGUGCAGAUUAGUCCCUAAAUAAAGGGCCUUCUAGAAAUUGCCUCCAGUGAAGAGAUUCACAUUAGGCAGAUCUGUGGGGCCUGGAAGUCGGAGUAGGGCUCAGAAAUGACACCUGUAAACCCAACUUAUGUUUCUAAAGCCUUUCUGAGUGUGUCACCAGCUCCACUUUGGCCUCACCAAAGGCUGUGCACAUCCCAUGGGAGCUGGUGUGGCCACUGGCCCCCUGCUAUGCAGUCCCCCCCACAGCCCAGGGCAGACGCAAGUGUUUCUGAGAACCCAAAGCAUAUAUAUAGGAUCCAGGAGUUGGUGCUUAUGAUCAGCUUUGCAGUUUCUUUGCCCUUCUCAAGAAGUUCCUGUUCUUUUUACUCCUCUGUUUUAUUUAUUCUAAGGGCAGAGUUCUCAUGUUGAAUAAACUUUAGCCAAUCA
Otolemur garnettii (small-eared galago) is the source of this 2591-nucleotide messenger RNA. RefSeq names its product tripartite motif containing 11 (gene TRIM11). NCBI's taxonomy places the organism in Eukaryota, Metazoa, Chordata, Mammalia, Primates, Galagidae. The transcript has 6 exons. The record is from RefSeq and is a predicted model, not a curated record. Bases 286 to 1692 code for a protein of 468 amino acids. Gene Ontology annotation, molecular function: zinc ion binding; protein binding.